AUGAAUUCUUUCUCCUCCCGUCCCCAGACACUCUUGGCCAGAGCACUUUAUGACAACCACCCAGACUGCUCCUACGAGCUGGCUUUCUGCAGAGGAGACAUCUUGACCAUUCUGGAACAAAACGUGCCAGAAAGCGAGGGCUGGUGGAAGUGUUUGCUCCACGGGAGGCAAGGUCUGGCCCCUGCCAACCGCCUCCAAAUCCUCCCUGAGGCCCCCGCCGACAGGCCCUGUCCCCCUUUCCUGAGAGGCCUGGAGGAAGCUCUCGCCAACUCCGAGGAGACCUACCAGGUGCCCACCCUGCUCAAGCCCCCGACUCCAGGCCCUGUAUAUGAGCACAUGAAGGGCUGGGUAGAGGGGCCUCCAACCACCACCGCGCAAGUCUACGAAUUCCCUGACCCACCUGCCCGUGCCAGAAUCGUCUGUGAAAAGACUCUAAGCAUUCCGAAACAGGCCCUCUUCAUGAUCCCCAGACCUGCUUGGGCCUCGUUGCCAACGCUGCCUUCCCAGGUGUAUGACGUACCGGCCCAGAGCCGGGGCCCCCCAGCCCUGAAGGAGCCAGAGAAGCAGCAGUUAUAUGAUAUACCCCCCAGCCCCCAAAAGGCAGGACUUGGUCCCUUGGCCAGCCAACCACGUGGGCAGAGUGCUCCCCUGGUGUCAGCAAUUGCCGUGAGGCAAGGCGGCUACAACACGUUACCGAGCCCCCAGAAAUCAGAAUGGAUUUAUGACACACCAGUGUCUCCAGAAAAAGCCAAUGGCAGAAAUGCAUCUUUGAGGAGCUUUGUGGAAGAAUCAGAGCCCCACACUCCCCCCAGGUAUAUGUCCAGCUUCCAGAAUCCUCUGAACAGCAGAGCAAGGUCCCUCUAUCCACACCUGCAUAAAAAUGUGCCCAUGCAGAAAAAACUCAGCCUUCCAGAAAUCCCUUCUUAUAAAUCCCUGGCACCCAGGGACACAUUUCCCUUGGACGAGGUGCCUCCAAGCUUUCUGAACCCCCGCGUGGAACAGAAGAACACCAAGCCAAACAUUUAUGACAUCCCUAAAGUGAUGCUGAGCGGCCCCCAGGCCGUGAACGAGCUGGCGAGAGUCAACGGGGCCCCGGAGAAUGCCCCGGACCACAGCUCCUCAUUGUUCUCUGGCCAGGCCCCUUCGCUGUCUCUGGAACCGGACAGGUUGUCCGUUUGCAGUUCUGACAGCAGAGCCAGCGUUGUCUCCUCGUGCUCUUCCUUGUCCAUGGAAUCCUCUUCUAGCUCCUGCUCGGAGGAGUCAGGAAAGGAGCUCUCCUUGGACCCAGACUUGGCCAGAGAGACAGUAGCGGCUCUGCAGCACAAGGUGGCUGGCGCUGUUGCCAGCCUGAUGCUCUUCGUCAGCAGGAAGUGGAGGUUCAGAGACUACCUGGAGGCCAACCUCAGCGCCAUCCGUAGUGCCGCAGACCACGUGGAAGAAUCUUUGAGAGCAUUCCUGGAUUUUGCCCGCGGGGUCCGUGGGACUGCCUGUAACCUCAGCGACACUAACCUUCAGGCCAGAAUUAGGGACCAGCUACAGACCAUCUCCAAUUCCUACCAGAUCCUGCUUGGAGCAAAGGGAAGCCUGGAUAGCUGCAAUUGGUCCUUGGAAGUCCUUGUGACGGACAAAGUCCAAAACAGCCUGGAUGACCUCGAGAGAUUUGUCAUGGUGGCACGGAUGGUCCCAGAAGACAUCAAGAGGUUUGCCUCCAUUGUCAUUGCCAAUGGGAAGCUCCUUUUCAAGCAGAACUGUGAAAAGGAAGAUACCUUGGAAAUGACCCCCAAUGCACAGUUGGAGCUUGCAAAAUGCAUCCAGCCUCCCCAAAGGGAAAUUGAAUCAUACCAAAGAAGUGCUCCUUUUAAUAAACAAAAGGAAAGUGAACAUUCCCCUGGGCUACUAAAGAAAAACGGGACAAUUACCUGCGAACUGAAUCCUAGCUCUCUCAUCCCACAGCCUUUGAGUCAGCAGAAUCCCGAGAAGCGAUUCCACCUUUCUGAACACUGCCGGCUCUAUUUCGGGGCACUCUUCAAAGCCAUCGGCGUAUUUAACAGCAGCCUCAGCAACAGGCAGCCCCCCGAGAUCUUCAUCACGCAGAGCAAGCUGGUCAUCAUGGUGGGGCAGAAGCUGGUGGACACGCUGUGCAAAGAGACACAGGAGAGGGACGUGCGCAACGAGAUUCUCUGUGGCAGCAAUCACCUCUGCAGCCUGCUCAAGAACCUCGCGCUGGCCACCAAGCACGCCGUGCUCAAGUACCCCAGCCCUGCAGCCCUGGGGCACCUCCAGGCCGAGGCCCAGAAGCUGGAGCAACACACUCGGCAAUUCAGAGGGACGUUGGAAUGA
Messenger RNA from Odobenus rosmarus divergens (Pacific walrus), 2340 nucleotides. It is a transcript of the gene CASS4, whose product is annotated as Cas scaffolding protein family member 4. Lineage: Eukaryota; Metazoa; Chordata; Mammalia; Carnivora; Odobenidae. Gene Ontology annotation, biological process: cell surface receptor protein tyrosine kinase signaling pathway; cell migration. Gene Ontology annotation, molecular function: protein binding. Bases 1 to 2340 code for a protein of 779 amino acids. Gene Ontology annotation, cellular component: cytoplasm; plasma membrane. The record is from RefSeq and is a predicted model, not a curated record. The transcript has 5 exons.